This is a messenger RNA of Phragmites australis (common reed), 1755 nucleotides long. RefSeq lists its product as uncharacterized. Gene Ontology annotation, molecular function: protein dimerization activity. The transcript has 2 exons. The coding region runs from base 1 to 1278 and encodes 425 amino acids. The record is from RefSeq and is a predicted model, not a curated record. NCBI's taxonomy places the organism in Eukaryota, Viridiplantae, Streptophyta, Magnoliopsida, Poales, Poaceae.
AUGUUAGAUGGAUGGACGGAUAGGAGAGGGCACCAUUUGAUCAACUUCCUAGUCAAUAGUCUGGAGGGGACUUUCUUCUUAGUGUCGAUUGAUGCAUCAAGUGAAGUUCAUGAUCAAGUGAUGCUAGCUGAUUUGUUAGAGAAAAGAAUAAGCGACAUUAGUGUUGAUAAAGUUGUGCAAGUUGUCACUGACAAUGGGGCUAACUAUAAGGCAGCAGGCAAGCUUCUCAUGGACAGGUUUCCUACGCUUUAUUGGACACCUUGUGCUGCACAUUGCUUGGAUCUUAUGUUGGAAGAUGUUGGAAAGUUGAAGGCAUUCAAUAAGCCUAUCUCACGUGCCAGGCAUGUCACUACUUUCAUCUAUAGGCAUGGAAGACUUCUUAGUGCAAUGAGGGAGAAGACAGGUGGUAAGGAUCUUGUGAGACCAGCAGCAACUCAGUUUGCUACUACAUUUCUCACCUUGCAAAGUUUGCACAAGCACAGAGAUGCACUGAGAUAUCUAUUUACCUCUGAUGAUUGGACGAGUUGCAAACUAGCAAAGACAGAGGCCGGAAAAAAAGUGUAUGAUAUUGUGCUUUCUAGGGAGUUUUGGAACUCCGUUGAGGAUUGCCUUAGAGCUUCUCUACCACUUAUCAUUGUGUUGAGGGUGGUUGAUAGUGAUGAGAGGCCUGCCAUGCCAGAAGUUGCUUCUCUCAUGAAUUAUGCAAAAGAGAGGAUAAAGGCUGCCUUCUGUACUGAAAACAAGAGAAGCUUGCUCAAUAAUAUCUUACAAAUUAUUGAGGGUCGUUGGGAUAGGCAAAUGGACACCCCACUCUAUGGUGCUGCCCUCUUUUUGAACCCAGGAAAAUUCUAUGCCAUCCAAAAAGAGAAUGAUGAAUAUGUUGGGCACCUAAGGGGUUGUUUCAAUGAUGUGCUUGCACGAAUGGUGCAAGAUGAGACCCUUCGAAACAAAAUUGAAGAACAAUCCAUGCUCUAUGAAGAUCAACGUGGAGGCAUCUUCAAGAAUUGUAUAGCCCUCCAAACUAUGAAGUCGAAGAACCCUCUUGAUUGGUGGCGUGCGUAUGGUGGCCAAUCUAUUGACUUACAAAGAUUUGCUAAGCGUAUUGUUAGUCUUUGUGCUUCAUCAUCUGGUUGUGAGCGUAAUUGGAGCAUUUUUGAAUUUGUAAGUGAAGUACUCAAGUUUCACAUUUCAAUUAGCAAAAUUAAUAAUACAUUUUUGUUAACUUUACUUGCUUUUAUGGUUGCUUGUAGAUUCAUACAAAGAAGAGAAACCGGCUAGAGCAUAAAAGAUUGAAUGAUUUGGUUUAUGUUGCCUACAAUCGGAAAAUGACUAGUAGGUUCUAAAAACGCCGUGAGGAAGCGGGUAAAAGCUAUGAUCCUUUGGUUAUGGAAGACUUCGAUUGGGAAAAUGAAUGGAUUGACCCAACAGCUCAACCUCAAUGUUCUAGUGCUUUGGACAUCACAUGGGACCAAGUUGAUGAAGCAAUUGGUGCAUCACAUGAGCUUCGAGGUCGUAACCUUCCUAGGACCUACGCUCAUCGUGCAAGACAUAUAUCAAGAGUGGUUGAAGAAGCAAGAGUGGUUGAAGAUGAUGAGGAGAAGGGAGAGGAAGAAGAUAUCAUUGUGGAUGAUGUUGAUGUUGAUGAUUUUGGUGACAAACCAAUAGAUGCUACUGAAGAUGAUGCGGAGAACAUGGAUACUUCAAACGAUUUCGAUGAGUUUGCAUUGGAUGAUUUUUGAGAGAUGAGAGACUUGA